Rhodotorula graminis WP1 is the source of this 1707-nucleotide messenger RNA. RefSeq lists its product as uncharacterized. Gene Ontology annotation, molecular function: protein binding. The transcript has 5 exons. Gene Ontology annotation, biological process: protein import into peroxisome matrix, docking. NCBI's taxonomy places the organism in Eukaryota, Fungi, Basidiomycota, Microbotryomycetes, Sporidiobolales, Sporidiobolaceae. Bases 265 to 1656 code for a protein of 463 amino acids. The record is from RefSeq and is a predicted model, not a curated record. Gene Ontology annotation, cellular component: cytosol; peroxisomal membrane.
CAGCAGCCGGGCGGCGCGACGGCCCAGUCGCAGCCCGAGGCGCGCAACGACGGCUGGGCGUCGAGCUUCGCGGCGACGACGAGCGUGCCGUGGGAGGUCGAGCGCGAGGAGGAGGGUCGAGUCGGCGGAACGGCGCCGCCGAUCCUGCGCCCGGGCGAGCCGGUCGCGCAGCACGCGCACGAGCAGCACGCGUGGGCCGAGCGGCAGGCCGGCAACGCCCAGCUCGUGCGCGAGCUCGAGGAGGGCUACCAGACGCUCGAGGGUAUGUGGGACGACGAGGACCGGGUCCGGGCCGAGCGCGAGGGCAGGUCGCGCGACAAGGGCAAGGGGCGCGCGUUCCAGUUCCAGGGCGACGGCGGCACGCUCGCCGCGUCGGACGGCGACGACGAGGCGUUCGCGCGCGCCGCCGACACGCACGUCCCGCUCGCCCAGUCGUCGUGGGAGGAGGACUUUGACGACCCGAGCAUGAUCGUCGGCGGGCACGCGCUCGGCGGCGGGCGCACGGCGACGGCGACGCCUCGCACGCGCACGCUCAACGCGCAGCAGCAGGAGUGGGACGCGCUCCAGAGCGCGUGGGACGAGUUUGACGUGACGGCGGCCGGGCUCAAGCCGCGCAGCCAGGACGAGGCCAUGUCGGCCGUCGGCUACGGCUACGCCUUUGCGCAGCACAACCCGUACGUCCACGCGCCGGCCGCGACGACGCACCACCACGCGCAGCACCACGCCGCCGUCAAUGACCUGUCGUCAGCGCUCCACGAGCGGCACGAGUCGCUCCUCCAGCAGGAGGCCGACGUCCAGCGCGACCCGACCAACGCCGGCGCGUGGCUGUCGCUCGGGCUCAAGCAGCAGCAAAACGAGCGCGAGGAGCUCGCCAUCGCCGCCCUCAAGCGCGCCCUCGAGCUCGACCCACUCGUCGCCGGCGGUGCGGCCCACCUCGCGCUCGCCGUCUCGUUCACCAACGAGGGUCGCCGCGGCGAGGCGUACGCGGAGAUCAACCGCUGGGUCGACUCGAUCGCGUCUGAGGGCAGCGCCAGCUACGCCAACGAGAUUGAGCAGUACCGCGGCCUGUUUGGCGCCGCCCUCCCCGAGUCGAUGACGGAGCGCCACACGUACCUGUCGAACCUGCUCAUCCGCCUCGCCCAGUCGCGCGCCGAGCAGAAGGGCGCCGCCGACGUCGACGCCGACGUCCAGGUCGGACUCGGCGUCCUGUUCAACGCGAGCGAGGACUACGAGAAGGCGAGCGACUGCUUCGGCGCCGCUCUCUCUGUCCGUCCCGACGACCCGCUCUUGUUCAACCGCCUCGGCGCGACGCUCGCCAACUCGGGCAAGACGGACCUCGCGAUGCAGUACUACCUCGCCGCGAUCGACAUCGACCCGGGCUACGUUCGCGCCCGCUUCAACCUCGCCGUCGCGAACAUGAACACUGGCCAAUACGAGGACGCCGUGCACCACCUCUUGACGGCGCUGUCGGUGCAAGAGGCCGACUCGGAGCUCGACACUCUCCAGCAGGCGCCCGUCAACGCGGCGGGUGUCAGCCACGCGCUGUGGGACUCGCUUCAAGUGUCUCUCCUCCACAUGCAGCGCAGCGACCUCUCGCCGCUCGCCGCGAGUCGAGACCUGCGUGGCCUCCUGCAGGCCUUCGCGGCGGACCGGUAGUUUCUGCGUGCCUCUCUCUGUUGCUUGUCACUGCAUUGAACGCGUUCCUCG